This is a messenger RNA of Vigna radiata var. radiata (mung bean), 1615 nucleotides long. Its product is annotated as receptor kinase-like protein Xa21. NCBI's taxonomy places the organism in Eukaryota, Viridiplantae, Streptophyta, Magnoliopsida, Fabales, Fabaceae. The transcript has 2 exons. The record is from RefSeq and is a predicted model, not a curated record. Gene Ontology annotation, molecular function: protein binding. Bases 263 to 1615 code for a protein of 450 amino acids.
GUAUCUCGAUCUCAGUGAUAAUUAUCUUGAUGGGAAAAUCCCUUCUCAACUUGGAAAUUUGUCACAGUUGAGACACCUUGGUCUCAGUGGUAAUUCAUUUUCUGGAGCACUCCCUUUCCAGGUUAGGAAUCUUCCUUACUUGCAAACUCUUACACUUACUAGUGAUUUUGAUGUCAAACCUAAGGAUGCAGACUGGCUGUCUAGUCUCUCUUCCCUAACACAUCUUGCCAUCGAUGGUUUACAUAACCCUGACUGGUUGCAUAUGAUUCAUUAUCCAAAGCUAGGAGAGUUGAGACUUGUUGAUUGUUCUCUUUCAGAUAUCCAUAUUCAUUCUCUAUUUUAUUCACCUUCCAACUUUUCCAAUGCUCUUACCAUCCUUGACCUUUCUUCUAAUAUACUCACUUCCUCAACAUUUCAAUUAUUGUCUAACUUUAGCCUUAAUCUUCAAGAGCUUUAUCUUUCUCAUAAUAACAUUGUUUUGUCAUCAUCCGUCCACUCAACCUUUUCUUCUCUUGCGAUCCUUGACCUUUCCUAUAAUAAGAUGACAUCAUCGGUCUUUCAAGAUAGCUUCAACUUCAGUUCAAAACUUCAAAAUCUUUAUUUGCGUAAUUGUAGUCUUAGGGAUGAUAGUUUUCUCAUGUCAGCUAUUUCAAUUACGAAUUCUCCGUCUUCUCUCAUCUACCUUGAUCUUUCCUUUAAUAUGUUUAAAUCAUCAUCCAUAUUUUAUUGGCUCUUCAACUCUUCUACCAAUCUUCGUACACUUAACAUUGUUGAUAACGUGUUAGAAGGUCCCAUUCCAGAUGGAUUUGGGAAAGUAAUGAAUUAUCUUGAAGUUCUUUACCUCGAUGGUAACAAACUGCAAGGCGAGAUUCCAUCUUUCUUUGGGAACGUCUGCACAUUGCAGACUUUAUACCUCUCACAUAACAAGUUGAGUGGGGAAAUUUCUAAUUUCUUUCAGAAUUCAUCAUGGUGCAACAGACACGUGUUUCAGAGUUUGUCUUUACAUUAUAACAACAUUACAGGCAGGCUACCUAUGAGCAUUGGAUUGUUAUCUGAGUUGGAGAACUUGUCCUUGGAUGGAAAUUUCUUGGAGGGUGACGUCACUGAAUCCCAUCUUUCAAAUUUUUCCAAAUUAAGAAAUAAUCUGAGAGGAGAAAUUCCUUGUGGGAUCGGGAGUUUAAGAUCACUAGACUCCCUUGAUUUAUCAAGAAAUCAUUUCAUUGGCAAAAUUCCUUCUUCUCUUGCUGCAAUUGACGGUCUGGGCAAACUAGACUUGUUACACAAUUCUCUUUCAGGAAGAAUUCCAUGUGGAAGAUACUUUGAAAUCUUUGAUGGGUCUAGUUUUGAAGGAAACAUUGAUCUUUGUAGUGAACAACUGAGAAAAAGUUGUCCUGGAGAUAUAGAUCAAACAAUAGUAAAUCUUUCAAAAGCUGAAGCAAUCAACGAUGAUAAAGAUAGUUGUUUCUAUGAGGCAUUAUACAUGAGCAUGGGAAUCGGAUACUUCACUGGAUUUUGGAGUUUAGUAGGGCCAAUGCUACUUUGGCGAUCUUGGAGAAAUGCUUAUCUGAGAUUCUUAAAUAAAUUGACAGACAGCAUAUAUGAUCAAUUAAUGUGA